Messenger RNA from Colletotrichum karsti, 978 nucleotides. Its product is annotated as thioredoxin domain containing protein. The transcript has 3 exons. Bases 1 to 978 code for a protein of 325 amino acids. The record is from RefSeq and is a predicted model, not a curated record. Lineage: Eukaryota; Fungi; Ascomycota; Sordariomycetes; Glomerellales; Glomerellaceae.
AUGAGUACGAUUCACAUCAAAUCGCCGGCAGAGUUCCAGAAGCUCUUGUCGAGCUCCCGCAUUGUUGUUGCAGACUUUUACGCCGAUUGGUGCGGUCCUUGCAAAACCAUCGCGCCCCUCUACGAGCAGCUGUCGUCCAGCCUGUCCCGCAAAGAUGUCGUCACCUUUGUCAAGAUCGAUGUCGAAGCUCAGAAGGAUAUCGCGGCCGCCUACAACGUCACUUCGCUCCCGACCUUCAUGAUCUUUCGCGAAAGCACGAUUAUCGAGAAGGUCCAGGGCGCCGACCCCCGAAAGCUCCAGGAAGUCGUCAAGAAGUUGGUGAAGGAGGUCGAGGGCGGAUCUGCCUCUGGAUCUGGCGAGGGUUCCGGCAGCUCCAGCGGCGGCAGCUGGAGAGGCGCCGCGCUCCCCCGCGGCUACACCGACAUCACGGAUCAGGUCGAGCCCAAGGGCUGCGAGCUUCUGAAUGCCGACGAAGACUUCGGUCCCGUUCGGGUUCUGUUCGACACUUCCAAGCCCAGUGCCCUGGCGAAGAAGACCGGAGUCAAGGACUGGGUUGAGAGCGGUGCUGAUGACCAGCUUCUGCUCUUCAUGCCGUUCCAGUCCAUGCUGAAGUUGCACACCCUUCAGCUCACGUCUCUCCCUCCUGCCGACGACGAUGACGAUGAGGUGCCAAUGCGCCCUGGCACCAUUCACCUUUACCCGAACAGGCCUCACAACCUCGACUUCAGCGAGGCCGACGAUACCCCUCCUACGCAAGCGAUCACUCUCACCGACAAGGAUUGGAACGACGACGGAACGGCCAACAUUGGUCUUCGCUUCGUCAAGUUCCAGAACAUCAACAGCUUGAUUAUCUACGUCGUGAGGGGCGAUGGCGACGGCGAGAAGGUUCGUCUCGACAGAGUGCGCCUGAUCGGCGAGUCUGGAGAGAAGAGAGAGAUGGGCAAGCUGGAGAAGAUCGGCGACGAGGCCGGAGAGUAG